This is a messenger RNA of Fusarium musae, 1311 nucleotides long. RefSeq lists its product as uncharacterized. Gene Ontology annotation, molecular function: hydrolase activity, acting on ester bonds. The record is from RefSeq and is a predicted model, not a curated record. The transcript has 2 exons. NCBI's taxonomy places the organism in Eukaryota, Fungi, Ascomycota, Sordariomycetes, Hypocreales, Nectriaceae. Bases 1 to 1311 code for a protein of 436 amino acids. Gene Ontology annotation, cellular component: cytoplasm.
AUGCUACGAUCACUCGCUCUCACAAGUUUCCUCGCCGGACAAUCGCUACGAGCUGCAGCUCAGCGCGAUCAGGUUGACAACAGCAACCUUGACCCACUGAAGUUCAAGAGCGACGGAACAUUUCAAAUAUCAGUCUUUUCAGAUCUCCAUUUCGCUGAGGAUGCCUCCUCAAUAGGGCCCGAGAAAGAUGCUAGGACCGUCAAGGUCAUGGGUGACGUGAUCGAUGCCGAGCUGCCAGACUUGGUAGUCCUAAAUGGCGACCUUAUCAACGGCGAAUCAACAUUCAUCCACAACAGCACGGUAUACAUCGAUCAAAUCGUCUCCCCAAUGGUAGAUCGCAACAUGACAUGGGCUUCAACGUACGGAAACCAUGAUCAUAAUCGCAACCUCAACGGUACGGCGAUGUUGGAGCGCGAGCAUACAUGGCCUGGAUCUCGAACAGAUUCAAUGGUCCAAGGAAGCGAUGCCGGAACAACAAAUUACUACCUGCCCGUUUACGCAUCGAACUGCAGUUCAAACUGCACACCCGAGCUGAUACUCUGGUUCUUUGAUUCUCGAGGUGGCUUUUACUAUCAAGGCGGUGCUCAGCCUAACUGGGUUGACAAGAGUGUCGUGGAAUGGUUCAACCAAACCAAUGCUGAUUUGCGCGAGGAAUACGGAAAGAACAUUCCUUCUUUGGCCUUUGUUCACAUUCCCGUGUACGCUUCUCUGAUGUUGCAGAACAAUGGCGUCGAUGAGAACUAUCACCCUGGCAUCAAUGACGAAACAGUCAUUCAGCAAGGUGCGGGUUGGUGCGCAGACAAGAAGGGAGGCUGUGAUUACAGCGAUCAAGAUUUGCCUCUGAUGCAAGCUCUCGUCGCGACACCUGGCGUCAUUGGCCUCUUUUCCGGCCACGACCACGCGAACUCAUGGUGCUACAAGUGGGAAGACAAGGUUGGCGACAUGGAGCUUCGUGGCAAUGGCAUCAAUCUCUGCUACGGUCAACAUACCGGCUACGGUGGCUAUGGAGACUGGAUCCGAGGUGGUCGCCAAAUCGUCGUCACACAAGAGGGCCUUGAGAAUCUUGAAGUCGAUUCGCAUAUCCGCCUUGAGUCGGACGAGGUCGUUGGAAGAGUCUCUUUGAACUCGACUUAUAACACUGAUUCAUACGCCGCCACUCCGAACCAGAAGACAUUCCUUAGCAUUGCGAGCUCUGCUACGCCAACACCGUCUACGAGACCUGUUUCUUUAGCAGCGCGCUUUGGAUUACACAAUGCUUUCAACUCAUCUUUGAUUAUUUUCAUAGGAGUUAUUGCAUGGAUUAUGGUGUAG